Aethina tumida (small hive beetle) is the source of this 1067-nucleotide messenger RNA. RefSeq names its product protein FAM185A. Bases 1 to 1017 code for a protein of 338 amino acids. Lineage: Eukaryota; Metazoa; Arthropoda; Insecta; Coleoptera; Nitidulidae. The transcript has 4 exons. The record is from RefSeq and is a predicted model, not a curated record.
AUGUUCACCAAAAUUGUUAAAAAAAUAGUGAGAUACUACUCCGUAAAAAAUAUAAAUAACAAACUAGAAUUUCAAAUUCCCACUUUCUGUAAUUUAUCCGUAAAUAUUCCAAAUAAAGUAAACAUAACACCUUUAGAUGUGCACAAGUAUCAGAAUUGUGAUAGAUUAAUUAUAGAAUCAACAAAUUAUGAUAUAGACUCCAUAAAAUGUACCACUGAGAAUAACCAUAUAAACAUUACAACUAAGAAUGAUUAUGAAUCAGAUUUAAAUAUUACAGCUCCUGUAAAAGCAAACUUGGAAGUUACAUCUAAUUCGGAUAUUUUUGUGGGAUCUUUCAACAGUGAUACAGUAAAUUUACAAAGUAAUUUAGGAAGUAUUUGUGUUGACAAAUAUCAUGGUGAUAAGAUACAAUUGCAAACACAGACAGGAAAUAUAACAAUUAGAGGUCCUGUGCAAGCAUCAAAUUUUAUAUCAACAGUAUUAAAAUCUGGGGAUAUAACAACAGGAAAAAUACAAUGCCUUAAUACACAACUAUCAACUAGGGCUGGAAAUAUAAAAAUUCCCUCAUCAUACAGUGAAAGUAGUUAUUUUAAUGUAGGCACAGGCAAAUUAGAUUUGAAUAACAUUCAUAAGAAUUGUAAAAUAUCACUUGAAAAGGGUGUUUUAAAUCUGGUUUCAGCUGGUUUUGAUGGAAUGUUAUUUGCUGAUUUAGGCACUGUUGAAGCUAAUUUACAAUUAUCAAGAAUCACAGAAGAUUCUUUUCUGAAAAUAGAUAUAGGUAAUCUUCAUUUACAAAUUGCAGAAGACUGUCAGAAAUCUUGCAUGUUUGAGAUACAAGCCAGAAAUGUUACAAUUGAUAAAAAUAUGCAAAGUGUCAAUAAAAAGCAAAAUUUAUAUAUUUUCAGUAAUGAUGCUGGUAUUUUAAAACCUAAAGUAACUAUACACUGCAUCAAUGGUGAUAUACAUAUUUCAGCUGCUUCAUGGCAGGACUUACUUAAAUUAAAGUUCAAUGUGUAAUUAAAAAAAAACUGUAGGCAAAAUGAAUAAUAAAUUUAUUUUAUAAAAUA